Molecule: messenger RNA, 5602 nt
Organism: Sebastes umbrosus (honeycomb rockfish)
Lineage: Eukaryota; Metazoa; Chordata; Actinopteri; Perciformes; Sebastidae
Product: zinc finger protein 516-like
Exons: 5
Coding region: 493-3252 (919 amino acids)
Biological process (GO): regulation of DNA-templated transcription
Cellular component (GO): nucleus
Molecular function (GO): RNA polymerase II cis-regulatory region sequence-specific DNA binding; DNA-binding transcription factor activity, RNA polymerase II-specific
Source: RefSeq, a predicted model, not a curated record
CACUCUUGUUAUUACCGUUAAUAACGUUUAUCUCUCUCGCGUCACUCAGGUCCCCAAACAACCAACGACUGCUGCUGCUGCGCAGGAGGAGGAGGAGGAAGAGGAGGAAGAGGAGGACUGACUGCGGUCCAGACAGGUGACACCGCUGUGAUUGAAACACUGUGAAGUUUUAAACGCGGAGGAGAAGAAAACAAGAGAUGAAAACACACCAACUGACGCACAGUUAGUGCUAAUCUGAAGAUCUCCAUGGUGAUGGUGAUGGGAUUCCUUCAGGAGCGACCUAACGUCUACUAACCGUCAAAGGUAUUCUUGCCAACACAGUAUGCGACUUGAAAAAGAAAAUCUCUUCAAAAAUCAGGAUGGACACUAAAGCUGUGAUGUUUUUAAUGCCUAUUCUGAGAACUCACUAACUUUUGGAAGAUAAACUUUGCACAGUUAGAGGAUUUAUUACACAGUUGUGGUCUUUGGCGUACCGGUGCUCCAGAAGAAGUAAUGGAGACAGAAGAGAGGGAGGAUGUACCACAAAAACCCACAGCAAAUAUAAAGGCAGAGACAGUAGAUGUGCCCUCUGGCCACACCUGUGGGGUGUGCGGCCGCAGCUUCCCUCUUCUCAGCUCUCUGUCGCAGCACAUGAGAAGACACACGCGGGAGAAGCCGUACAAGUGUCCGUACUGUGAGCACAGGUCGGCUCAGAAGGGCAGUCUGAAGGCCCACAUUCGAAGCCAUAAACUGGGCCUAUUCAGCCACAACCUCAGUGACAAGGAGGGAGGUGGAGAUCAAGAGCAGAAAGAUAACACCGAGAAGCCUGAUCCUCCGGAAAUCGUCAGCACAUCUCACAAAGCUCAUAAUGUAAACGGGAAAGUGAAGAAGAAAGGAACCAAGAAAAAAGUUAAGGGUAAAGAUGGCGUUGAGGUCGGUGAUGGGGCCGAGGAUGGGUCCUGCACCUGCAGCAUCUGUGGCCAGGUGUUCCCUCAAGUACCACUCCUUAAAUCCCACAUGAAAAGGCACCGCAGCUCCCAGGAUCACGGUUGCCGGAUUUGUGGACGACGUUUCCGCCAGGCAUGGUUCCUCCAAAGUCAUAUGCGCAUUCACCGGGUCAAAGCCCAGCUAAAAGGCGUCAAAAGCAAUGAGCCGCCUGUCACCAUCAAUGAAGUUCCUCAGGAUGCAGCAUCGCUGACAAAUGAAGAGUGCCUCUAUGAGCUCUGUGCCGGCUGUGGUAACUUCUUCUUUGACCGCAAGACAUUACGAAUACAUGAAAAGCUGCAUAAACCAAACCACAGCCGCACUCAAACACAAAAUCCACCACAGGAGGACAUUGAAGCCUCUGGGCUGCACAUUGCUAAGAGGCAUUUUUUGGAAAGCCUGAACCUCACAUGUGCUGGACCAAGAGAAACUUCUGAGGAAAAGAGCCUGGGCAGGCGAAUUCCAGAGCUGGAUCCAGUUUGUAGUUACCAAGCGUGGCAGUUGGCCACAAGAGGACGCCUAGUGGAGGCCACAGAGAAAUGUCUGGGAUGGGAGGAGAGGCUCGCUGACGCUGAGGUGGCGUAUGACACAGCAAAGGGCGAGUACGUACCCAUGAAGCAGGAGAAGAAGAGGAAGCAAAUCGACACCUCCAGCUCCAACAUUAAGAAGAUGAAGGGUGAUACAUGCCUCGAUCACUCAUCAAACAGCUUGGCUCACACUAAAGGUGGCGACAAGAGGAUUUCCCAGAAAGACCGGAUUUUGUUGAACGGACUUGGUCAUGCGUUUUAUGAAGCGCUGCAGACUAAGAAAGGCAAAGAUGUUCACCUCGCACCUAAACAAACCAACAGGAGCCAAGACCAGGAGGAUAAAAAAGCAUACUUCUGCGAGCACUGUGAUUUCCACACUGUCGACGCCUCACUACUCAGGUCUCACCUGCACAGGCAGCACCAGGACUUCCUGGGUCCCUAUAGCAAACACGGCACCAUUUUGGACAACAGUAACCAGAGUGGUUCCAAGGCCUCAAGAUACAUGGACUACCUCAGAAACAGGAGUAUGUUGCUCAGUCAGCCAUACUGGAAUCCUUACACAUGUCCGACUGGCCCGGGGUCAGCAGAGUCCAACAUUAAAACAGAAAAGUCAAAUGGUACUGAGGUCAAAGGGCAGGGACAUACUGCUAAUGAUGCUGCUGGGAGUCUUCUUAAUCUGUCUUCAUUACCCAUAAGUGAAGGAGAUGGCACUGUAAAUUAUCCGGUAAAGACAGAGGGCCUGGUGAGACAUCAGUGUCCAUACUGCUCACACACUACCAACUACCCAGAAGUACUGUGGAUCCACCAGCGGGUUGCACACAGGGUGGAUAGCAGCAGUUCCAUGGCACCCAAGUGGGCACCUUGCAUUAACAGCUCCAAGAGUUUAAAGGCAGGUGCCACCCAGUGGAGACGCACAGGGCCUCCACCAUUCCUCGAAGGCAAGGACUGCCCUGCUCUACCUGCUCCAAAAACUCAGCGCACACAGCCUCCAGGUUUGACAACCCACAGCAGCAGCAGCAGCAGCACUAGCAGCAGCAGCAGCAAGCACUCAGCCCCCAAGACCCAGUCAGGCGUCCCUAAGUCCAAGCAUCAGUCUAAGGACUCACGCUCCUCAGAUGGGACGCAGUCAAGUGGGAGGAUGGGACUCCUACCUCAAAAGAAGUCUGGUGAACAUAACCGGGCAGAGAAAGGGGGAAGUAAAAGCUCCAGCACACAAGCUACUUCAUCAAGCAGUAUUGUGCACAGCAAAAGUGCCCCUAGUUUCCAGCCUACAGGAAGCCCCAAACACAGAAACCACAGAGCUGCGGUGGAAGGAAACUUCCCACAGGAGGGUUUGGGUUUCAUGUUGGCCAGAAAUCAUGUGGGGACUUCAUCCAACGCAUCUGCAGAUAGACCCCAUCCCCGCAGGCAGUCGUGUGACUCCUCUUCAGUUCCUAAGGGUCCUGAUCUGUGGGCUGCCAUGAACAUGUGGGGUCACAAAGCGUACUUAGAACCACUCCGUGGUUUUGCUCAGGUAAAGAAUGAAUCGACAGGAGAAAUGCCAAUGGACAUUGAUAUUUUGAGUCUCCUGAAAAACUACAGUCCCCACGAUCUGGCUGCUCUUUACCAGCACUGGGGGUUUAUCGAUCCCAGGAUUGAUCCACAAGCAAUGUUGCAGUUAAAUGGAAAUUUUGGAAAAGAAGUCCACUCAACCUCUGAAGCUUCCAAACAAGCCAACAGCCGCUCCACUUCCUCCUCAGGGUCUCUUCAUAAAGGAACGUGAAGAAGCUACAUCGUGUACCUGUUUGCUUCCAGCCUGCGCGAUACUGCUGAACAAAAGAGGCCUGCUGUUCUUUAAAAGGAACCAGCCAUAACUCCCUAAAGGACAGAGGAGGCACUGGAUAAUGCACAAUAUAUGCAAAGCAAUGAGGUUGACUCAUAUUUUGUAAUAUGGUUGUUUAAUUUGAAGUGUUACGCAUGCUUUUUGUUUGUUAAGAGUGUAGAUAAGUUAGUUACCAAAACACACAUGAAGGUAUGUUUUAUGGAAAUGAGGUAGAACUGUUUGAGCUUAUGAGGGGCCUACAUUUGCUAAAGGAUAAGGAGGAUAUUAUAUUGGCUAAAGGCCAACAGAUAUCUGCUGGUUUUGAUGAAAGCAAUUUAAAAAAAAAACUGAAAAUCUUAAAAACCAGGAUGCCACUAGAAACUUUCAGAAGCUGUGACCUGAACAUUUUACAUCACUUUUACCUCUCUAUACACUGUAUGUUUCAGUUUUUUUUUUUUUUUUUUAAAUAGAGCCUACAAGUUUGUAAAAUGUCAGUUUUUGGUUUUUGAUUUAGGGUUAGUACCGUAUUUGAUUGUCUCAACAUUCAGAAUAUGCAGCGCAGCACUUGAAUAUAAAUUGCUGGUCCAGCACUAUACUUGUCAUAGCAUAGUGAUGGAUGAUGGUGAUGGUUGUAAAUCAGAAGAGUCAAGGUCCAGCAAAAGUUCGCUAUAUACAGUUUACAACUAAAAAUGAACAAAGUCGUGAUCUUGCCGUAGGGCACUAUGAGGUGGUUUAAUUAGACCAGAAUCCAGGCGUUGGCACUAUUAGCUCAUCAGCCCACACAUAUUAAGAGAAACAGAGUGCACUGGUUAUCAUUCUCACUCUGAAUGUUGUGAUCUAAAAGCUCCUCAGCCCACAGUCACAAGUAGUGGACUGACUUCAACGCAAAUAACUGGCAAUAAAAAUAUUCCUCCUAAACAUUACAGUUGCUACACACAAGACUUUUUAUUACUACAAAACAUUGCCAUACAUUUGACAGAACAUGAACAUCACAGUCAAGGCAACUGGAUUUUCUUUAUGUUAAUUCACUCUUGAUCAGUAUUUACUCAAACACACCCACAUAAUUAGUGCUGAAGGGCAUCUUCAGAGUAUCAGCCACUAACUGCUCACUCCCAGUUUACAGCCGCAGAUUAUACCACUUAUUGUAAAUCAACAACAACUAGGGUAGCACUAAAUCCUUGCGUUUUCGACCGGUUUUAAAUUCAUGUCAACCAGCGGAAGUGGCGCCACGAUCGAUAUAUCAGUCAACAUAUAUUCCCGGCAAAUCCAUAGCUGCUGCCAAACCUAAGAUCCAGAAUAGACAAUCAAUUAUUCAUGUGAGAAAACCAGAGAAAUAUACCUAAAUUGGUGGCCAUCCACGUAGCCAGUCUGUCAGACACUGUUUAUGUGCCGAUUAACAAUGAAAUGUGGUGUCCUGCGUUCUAAGUUUGAAAUUGAAAUGCUAUAAUUUGCCCUUUAUUUUCUUCUAUCAGAAAGAUAGCAUAAACAUCUGCACUCAUUUCACAUUGUGCUCGUGACGUAGCAAUUUAAUGCUGUGAUUUUUAGAAGUAGAAACUGUAGCGAUAACAAUUUCUACUGACGUGGCCCUGACUUACAGUCGAGCUACUUAAAGAGGCUGCGAAAUAUUUUGUUUUUGAUUUUAUUGAAAUUCACCUCACUCUCAGAUUUGUUUUCAUGUGUUUUCUGUUUGCAGAUUUGUUUAGUAUGUUUAUAUUUUUAGUUCUGAUUCAGUGUAUUCAUCUCCCAUAGAGAAAUAGUCUAUGCAUUUUGACAAAAAGCCAUCAACUUGUGGAUUCUUGGGAGAUCUUGAGAAUACAUGAUUUAUUGUUGGAGUAUUGACUUUGAUCUGUGUGGAAAGCUGUUUUUUGAUAAAUAUUGUACAUGAUUGUUUUAUUUAAUGUUAUUUUUUGUUUGCUAAGAGUGUAAUUUUAACACUCUUAAGUACUUGAUAUUUGUAGAAACAGAAAAUGUAUAAAAAAAAAUAAAAAAAACAGUAACACACUUGAGGUCAGAGUGCAGGGUCAGUAAGGAGUGACGCUACUGCAGCAGGUAUUAUUGAGAGCCUGUGAUCUAACAGCUGUCUGUAUAGAGACAAGGGGGGUGACAGGAAACCGUGAGACAGUGGUUUUUAUGCAAGCCUGAACAUUUAUGCAAACCUAAAGCUUAAAUUUGAGCUCUCACUGGGUUAAUUUUUGUGACUAUGUAAACAUAGUUUAUGAUUAUGUUGGUAUCAGAAUUUCUAUUUUCACCAGUUCCACAUUUUGUCUGACUGUUAAAAUAUACAAAUAAAGUUGGUCAAUGUAGAUUUAUA